AUGGCGACCAGUGACAGAGGCGAAGAGCAAUUGAAGAAGCUGCAGCUUAACAAAAGCCCUAAAGAUGGCGAGCGAAUCAUCGCCUCGACCCGUCGACCCGACGGAACAUUGCGGAAAGAAAUUCGAAUCCGACCCGGUUACGUUCCUCCGGAUGAAGUCGCUAUCUAUCAACCAAAACCCGCACUCAUGAGAAAAGAAAUGGCUUCGCAUAUUGGUCCUCCUCCGGGUUAUGAUCCUCAAUUGGAUUCCAAACCGAAAACCAAAGCUGUUAAGAGGAAUGAAAGAAAGAAAGAAAAGAAACGCCUUCAGGUAAAGGAAACUAAUUUAGAAUCAACUGUAGUUGAAGAUAGUAUAAAGCAAGAAGCGGUAGUUGUGGAGAAUGCUGUCCAUUCAUUAACUUCUCAGAUCAACGAACUAGCUGUUUCUGGAGAUAGCUCUGUUCUUGUUACUCCUACCAUCAACUCUCCGGAAGCUUCAGAGCCUCAAGAUUUAGACAAAAGAAUUCGAGCAUUGAAAAAGAAGAUUCGACUUACAGAAGCACUCCAGGAGAAAACUGGAGAGCAAGAUUUAAAGCCAGAGCAGUUAGAGAAGCUGGCAAAACUAGAAGGUUGGCGUAAGGAGCUAAAACAAUUGGAGAAUAAAAAGACCGAAAUAUUGGUUGUGUGA
Molecule: messenger RNA, 666 nt
Organism: Vicia faba (fava bean)
Lineage: Eukaryota; Viridiplantae; Streptophyta; Magnoliopsida; Fabales; Fabaceae
Source: the annotation of a GenBank genome assembly